GGCAGUGGUGUGAUUAAGAGGCUGCCGCAGUACUGACCCCAUAUGAGGCUGCUUCAGUGAGGCACGGUUUGCCUGUCUGUGAUUGGACCAGAGAGAUAGCGAUCAUCAAAGAAAAAGGGGUGGCCGGCGGAUGUGAAGGUUGCCAUGGCGCGCUUCAGCCCAGGAAUGAGAUUGGCGGAGGAGAUGAGCAAGGGGCGCGCCAAUUUGGCCCUGCGCCCCGUCCCGCAGUCCGCCGCCCCGUCCUCCGGGUCCUCCGGGUCCCCCGGGUCCUUCCUGCAGGCCAGGAGAGGCGUUCUGGAGAGCAAGCUGUCAGGAGGCGCGGCCUCCGGCACCCCGAAUCCCGCGUCUGAUGUCCCGAAGAGCGGCGUCAACAAGAGCAGCCCCCCCGGGGAGGGCGGCGAGCAGGGGGUCCCCAAAACCAAAGCCCUCGCCAGCAGGUUUGAGAACGCCGGCCCGGACCGCGGCCCCCCGUUCAGCUCGCAGCUGCCCCUCAAACCCAAACCCCUGGAGCCACCAGAGGGGUGCAGACCGCACCUCCUGGUGAAGAAGCUCUCCGCCGAGCUCAUCUCGCUGGACACCAAGCAGCCCGCUCCCAAACCGCACCCGUCCUUCGCCAAGCUCCCCUCCGCCAGCGACGGCUCCAGACGCGGGGAGGGUGAGGGCGACAAUGACCCAGCUCCCACCAAACCCCCCUUUUUACACAAACAGAAGGGCUUUCCUGCGACGGGACAGUCCAAAGGGGGAGCAGGGGGCCCUGCUGGAGUGAAAGUGCAUCCCGGGGCGGGCGUGAGGUUUUCGGGUGUGCGUGGCGCUCAGACCGCGUUUAACAAGGACGGCAGCGAAGCAGGCGUGACGCCCCUUAGAUCCCACAAUCCUCUGACCCCGCAACCUGCAUCAGCCCCGAGGCCUCUCGCAGCUAAGAACCACGCCCUUGUGAAGAGGCUGCUGCCGACCACGUCCGAGAAGGAGGAGGCCAGCGACCCUGCUGCCCCAAAAAAGAAGCCUCUGCCUGGGAGUUUUGUGCUGGGGAGCCCACCUCCCAAACCAGGCAGGCCGCCCAGUGUCAGCCUGGGAAAGUUCCAGAAGGGAAUAGAGAGUGUGCAUGAUGGUCCUAGGAUAAAACAAGGAAGACCUCUCCCACUUCCUGCCUCACCUCAUGGCAACCUUGUGCCACCGCCCGUGCCCCCCAGUCCCCUGUGCCGAAGCCUCUCUCAUCAAAGCUCUGAAGCCAGAGCCCUCCCUGUCGUGGACCAGGACUACGAUGAUGUGGGAGAGCUGGAUCACCCUCCGCCCUUACCUGGAGAGCACCCUGCACAGAAAAUGGAGAAGGACACUGAGAGUGACGGGGAGAUGUACGAGGACUUGGAGGAAAGAUGGGCUUCAGCAGAGGCUACAGAAAAUACCAAGAAUCUGUCGAAGGAAGAGAAGAAACGCCUAGAGCAGGAGAAGAAAGAGCAAAAAGAACAAAAGAAGAAAGAACUGGAGGUCAGGAAGAGAUUUAAGCUCUCAGGACCAAUCCAGGUGAUUCACAGGGUGAAGGUCCGGGUGGACUGCAAAGGGGGAAAGAACGACCUGGCCAUGAAGCGAGGCGAACUCGUCGAAAUCGUCCGUGUUUUGGACAACCCUGCCGGCCGCUGGCUGGGCAGAACACAGGACGGAUCCUACGGCUAUGUGAAGGCUGAAUCAGUAGAGGUAGACUACGAACACCUGAAACGGGAGAAACAGGGGGGGCCACGCCCAGGUACAGCGAAGGAAAGCCUGGAGGUGUAUGACGACGUGGGCGUCCUGGACGACUUCAACAGUGGCCUUAAAUGUCAAGCAGAGGAAGACCCUGACAUCUAUGAUGAUGUCGAGGACCCAAACCAAAGACUGCGGUCAUCUUCUCCCGCUAUUCCUCCUCCUCCUCCAGCUCUGGGCACUUUACCAGCAGCUGAUGACAUUUACGAUGACGUGGACUCUGAAGGGUUCCCUCCGCCCCCAAUUAUCAGCAAGCUCCCUCAGAUGAAAUCAAAAUGUAAGACAGAGGAGAGAGACCCAAAAAAACAGAAGAAGUUUGAAAAGGAGGAGAAAGAAUUCAGGAAGAAGUUCAAAUUCGAUGGCGAGAUCCAGGUGCUCCACCAGGUGACCAUCGUGUCCACGUUGACCACGAGGAAGUGGGGGAGCAAAGACUUGCCCCUGAAGCCGGGAGAGAAGAUCGAUGUCAUCGUGGAGCCCAGCAACGACAAGCUGAUUGGCCGAAAUCAGGAGGGGAAAAUUGGUUACGUUUCAGUGGGCAACAUCAUACCUGAAGACGCUGAUAUUUACGAUGACGUCGGUGAAGGUUGCACCUACGACAAUGACUGAGCAUAUGUACCCCUUCCAAAGAAGUGUGUUUUAUAUGUUUAUGUUAUUUUUAGUUAAUUUCAUACAAGGUAGACAUAGAUGGGGGGAUGAAUCACACAGAUCAGUGUCUCUGUGUGUCCAUUAUUCCAUCAAUCUGUCUGGCUGAUUCCACAUCCACAGGAAUCCUUUGUAGUUUGUACACCUUGAUCCACCUCUUGACCAUGUAAUACCUGCAGCCACUGAAGACUUGAAAGCCCUGUGGUAAAGUCAGACAGCAUUGAUUCACAUUUUCAUUCCUUGAUGUUUCUAAAAUACAACGGCAUGUCAGUGUGGUGCAGUGGGCAGAACUGUCGCCUCACAGCAAGAACGUCCUGGGGUACGAAUCCCGGCCUGGGCCUUUCGGAGCGGAGUCUGCAUGUGAUCCCUGUGUCUGCGUGGGUUUGCUCCAGUACUCUGCUGGGUUAGGCUCCAGGACUCUGCUGGGUUAGGCUCCAGUACUCUGCUGGGUUAGGCUCCAGUGCUCUGCUGGAAACGAGGGUCAGAAUAUAGGUUGACCCGUUUGGCCACCAUUAUGAAUAACAUGAAUGUGUAGUUAUGUGUAAGGUGUGUUGUUAAGAUAUAGGUUUAUGCUCAUUUUCCAAAUACAAAACUAAAGCAGCAUUAAAGAAUAAAAUAACAAUAACAGAA
Molecule: messenger RNA, 3009 nt
Organism: Anguilla anguilla (European eel)
Lineage: Eukaryota; Metazoa; Chordata; Actinopteri; Anguilliformes; Anguillidae
Product: FYN-binding protein 1
Exons: 18
Coding region: 145-2343 (732 amino acids)
Biological process (GO): integrin-mediated signaling pathway; T cell receptor signaling pathway; protein localization to plasma membrane
Cellular component (GO): plasma membrane
Molecular function (GO): protein binding
Source: RefSeq, a predicted model, not a curated record